AUGAACCAGAAUCCCUUCCAGGAGUACAUGCGCCAGCUGCAGCGGAUUCAGCAGCGCGCUGGCGGCGGCGGCGGCAUGCCUCCAAGGGGAACCAUCGGUCUCGGCGCCGCAGCGGUCCUUGGUGCAACCGGAAUCUGGGUCGUCUCCAACUCCCUCUUCAACGUCGACGGUGGUCACAGAGCUAUUAAAUACCGGAGGAUAAGUGGUGUGAGCAAGGAGAUCUUUGGCGAAGGAACCCAUUUCGCCAUUCCCUGGUUCGAGACCCCGAUCGUGUACGACGUCCGCGCAAAGCCGAGAAACGUCUCGUCUCUCACAGGAACCAAGGAUCUUCAGAUGGUCAACAUCACCUGCCGUGUUCUCUCCAGGCCCGAGGUCAAGGCUCUGCCACAAAUCUACAGAACACUCGGCUCAGACUAUGAUGAGCGCGUGCUGCCCUCCAUCGUGAACGAGGUCCUCAAGAGCGUCGUGGCGCAGUUCAACGCCAGCCAGCUCAUCACCCAGCGUGAGAUGGUUGCCAGGCUGGUUCGAGAGAACCUGUCCAGGCGAGCAGCGCGCUUCAACAUUGUCCUGGACGACGUUUCACUGACGCAUCUUGCCUUCUCUCCCGAGUUCACGGCAGCUGUCGAAGCCAAGCAGGUCGCCCAGCAGGAGGCCCAGAGGGCAGCCUUCGUCGUCGACAAGGCCCGCCAGGAGAAACAGGCCAUGGUCGUCAAGGCGCAGGGUGAGGCCCGAUCGGCAGAGCUGAUUGGUGAGGCCAUUAAGAAGAGCAAGUCCUACGUCGAGCUGAAGAAGUUGGAGAACGCAAGAGCCAUCGCUCAAACUCUACAGGAGGCUGGCGGCCGCAACAGGUUGCUCCUUGAUGCCGAAGGUCUCGGCCUGAACGUGUUUGAGAAGAAUGACAGGAAGGAUUGA
Messenger RNA from Pyricularia pennisetigena, 912 nucleotides. RefSeq lists its product as uncharacterized. Gene Ontology annotation, cellular component: mitochondrion; membrane. NCBI's taxonomy places the organism in Eukaryota, Fungi, Ascomycota, Sordariomycetes, Magnaporthales, Pyriculariaceae. Gene Ontology annotation, biological process: mitochondrion organization. The record is from RefSeq and is a predicted model, not a curated record. Bases 1 to 912 code for a protein of 303 amino acids. The transcript is spliced from 3 exons.